Messenger RNA from Protopolystoma xenopodis, 333 nucleotides. NCBI's taxonomy places the organism in Eukaryota, Metazoa, Platyhelminthes, Monogenea, Polystomatidea, Polystomatidae. The record is from the annotation of a GenBank genome assembly.
AUGGAUAGCUUGAUAUCGAUUGGAAAUUUAAAGUUUACACUCUUGCCUCGGCUUUGGGCCAGCCCCGGGAUGAACGUACAUUCUUCCUGCCGCCUGCGCAGUCUGUGCGCAGUUGACUUGCCGAGUAGGCCAGUGCGCCCGGUUCUAGUCGUGGGUCUCGCAGGAAUUCACGAGGCUACACAAACGAAGCCAUUCUCAAUGGGCCUCACGCUACUCUGUCGAGACGAGGGGUCCACUUCACAGAUCGUCACCCAGACUCGUCCAUACGCCCCAAGCUGUCUAACCAUAGAGCUAACGUCUCCGCGCGUGCACUGUGAUGUUGCAUACCUCUAG